Molecule: messenger RNA, 489 nt
Organism: Lynx canadensis (Canada lynx)
Lineage: Eukaryota; Metazoa; Chordata; Mammalia; Carnivora; Felidae
Product: keratin-associated protein 9-1-like
Exons: 1
Coding region: 1-489 (162 amino acids)
Cellular component (GO): keratin filament
Source: RefSeq, a predicted model, not a curated record
AUGACCCACUCGUGCUGCUCCUCUUGCUGCCAGCCUAUGUGCUGCAGGACCACCUGCUGCCGGACCACCUGCUGCCAGCCCACAUGCUGUGGGUCCAGCGGCUGUGGGUCGAGCUGCUGCCAGCCUUGCUGCCGCCCAACUUGCUGUCACACCACCUGCUGCCGGCCCAGCUGCUGUGGGUGUAGCAGCUGUGGACACAACUGCGGUGGGUCUAGCGGCUGUGGCUCCAGCUGCUGCCAGCCUUGCUGCCGCCCAACUUGCUGUCACACCACCUGCUGCCGGACCACCUGCUGCCAGCCCAGCUGCUGUGGGUCCAGCGGCUGUGGGUCCAGCGGCUGUGGACAAAACUGCUGUGGGUCCCACUGCUGCCAGCCAGUUUGCUGUACCCCCGUGUACUGCACGAGAACCUGCUACCACCCCACCUGCUGCUGCCUGCCUGGGUGCCUAGCCCAGGGUUCUGGAUCCUGCUGCCAGCCUUCCUGCUGCUGA